AUGAUGGUGAAGAUCGCAACCUUCAUAUCCGCAUUCCUCUCACUGGGCACCUUUGCCCUGACCGAGUCUAUUCCCCAAACGGACUACGAUGUUAUUAUUGUGGGAGGUGGUCCUGCAGGCCUCAGUGCCUUGAGUGGUGUAUCGCGCGUGCGCAGAACUGCGCUGCUGAUUGAUAGCCAGCAUUACCGCAAUGACCCUACCAGGGAGAUGCAUGAUGUCAUCGGCAAUGAUGGUACUCCACUCCCUGAGUUCCGCGGCGCGGCCCGUGAACAAAUCAGUCGCUAUCCUACAGCCCAUUUCAGGAACUCUACUGUGCUGUCGGUCCAGUCGAUUGGAGACGGUACGGUGUCAGCCUUCAAUGUGAGCGAUAACACCGGUAGUUCCUUUACCUCACGCAAGCUUGUCCUGGGUACCGGUCUGACCGAUGUGCUUCCUGACACCCCCGGUAUUAAGGAAGCUUGGGGAAAGGGGGUUUUCUGGUGCCCUUGGUGUGAUGGCUAUGAGCAUCGUGAUCAACCCUUCGGGAUCCUCACUGACGUUGCCGGUGUUCUCGAUGAUUUAUUAGAGGUCAACACUCAAUACUCCGACAUCAUUGCUUUCGUCAAUGGCACCCAAACCGCUGAGGGAGAAGCCGCGGCCACGGCGAAAAAUGAUGGCUGGAAAGAGCAGCUGGAAGCAUGGAAUGUCAAAAUUGACAACCGAACUAUCACCCGCCUUGAACGCACCCAGGACGGUGGGGAUCACCGCGAUGAGGAAAAUGAUCUUCAGUUUGAUAAGUUCCUGCUACACUUCAGCACCGGUGACCCCGUUGAGCGCGAUGCGUUCAUUAUCGAUGUGCCUACCGUUCAGCACUCGCAGCUGCCUUCCCAGAUGAAACUGAAAAUGACAGAUCACAAAAUCGACGUUGUUGCCAGUAGCAUGCGCACAAGCCAGGCUGGUGUCUGGGCGGUGGGUGAUUGCAACGGCGGCGGCGGCGCAACCAAUGUUCCCCACGCCAUGUUCACGGGCAAGAAGGCGGCCGUGUACUUGCAUGUGGAGAUGUCCAGAGAGGAUUCUCAUUCUAAGGUGUCCAAGCGGAGCGGGCUGUCCGAGACAGAGUUGGUGGAGGAGGCCACUCGCGCAAUCGGUGAUAAGCUUGAGCGUAAAUGGGAGGAAAUUCAGAAGCGAAGCAAUAUGGCCUAA
Molecule: messenger RNA, 1182 nt
Organism: Penicillium longicatenatum
Lineage: Eukaryota; Fungi; Ascomycota; Eurotiomycetes; Eurotiales; Aspergillaceae
Product: NAD(P)/FAD-dependent oxidoreductase
Exons: 3
Coding region: 1-1182 (393 amino acids)
Molecular function (GO): oxidoreductase activity
Source: RefSeq, a predicted model, not a curated record